Molecule: messenger RNA, 2283 nt
Organism: Hyphopichia burtonii NRRL Y-1933
Lineage: Eukaryota; Fungi; Ascomycota; Pichiomycetes; Serinales; Debaryomycetaceae
Gene: SSY5
Product: Ssy5p
Exons: 1
Coding region: 1-2283 (760 amino acids)
Source: RefSeq, a predicted model, not a curated record
AUGUUUGGGGAUGCCGGACAUGAGAACGAUUCCGAUUUGAAUAUUAAUCCAUCUAUUUCAAAUAAUCCACCGGGAUCUCAAUCGAUUUUAACUAAAGAUUCAGAUAAUUUUUCGAAUUCAGUCUUCUCGCAAUCGAAAAAGACUUUUUCAACAAAUCAAUCAUCUUAUAAAUCUCAAGAUAGUAAAACUAAAGUUAGUAAUUCUUCGAAAUCUUUUAAUAAUUUUGAUUAUGGUCAGCCAUUACAAAUUUUGGAUAUACCAGAAGAAAGUAAUGAGGAUUAUAAUUUUCAAGAAUUGAUGAUUGAAAAACUCCAUACUCUUUAUCAAGAUAUCUCCUUUAUUAUUAAUCAGUAUGAUAAUUCGUCAAUCAAUUUAUCUUCAGCCGUAAUUAAUAUAAUUGAUUGUUUGAAAAAAUUAUCAAGUUUCAUCGAUGGUCUCUCAGAAGUUGAAGAAAUGAACUUCUCAACUUAUAAUAAUGAUGAUUUAAGAAAAAUUAUGAAAAUUUUCCUUCAUUUUUAUGAUCAUUUACUUAAUGAUGAAGUUUAUGUGAAAUUGAAGUUACUCUUGGUUAAGAAUUUUAAUGAUGUCACUUCAAAAUUAAAUGUUCAUUACAAACAUUUAACGUCCUCCAACCAAUCGUUACUUAAACCUAAAAAUUUUGCCGUCGGUGCUAAUUCGGGUGAGUCCUUACCAAAUGAAGAUAUAUUAUCUAAAAUCAUUUAUCGUAUGUCAAAUGCUGAUUCAAAUAACCAACCUUUAUUUGAUAUUAAAGAACAAAAUGGUUCUUUUAUUGCUCCAGUAGUGAGAGGGCUUAGUAAAGACCUUAACGUAUUGUGUCUUUAUUUUGGUUUCCCAAACCCGUCAGAUUAUCAUUAUAAGUUGACUAAAAAUUUAACUGAAUUAUAUGAUGACGUUCAUGUCUUGGUAAUGAAAAAUAAUAUUAGUUUGGCUACUUCAGUUCAAAGCUCGUUACCAAAUUUUAAUCAAGAACAACAACAUCAUCAUCAUCAAAAUUUAAAACAAAGCUCUACCCCUAGAUUUAAACUACCAUUUCGUAAUCCAAGUGAUAGCUUACACCCUCCGAUGUCACUUUCUCUUUCUGUUGAAACAAGUGCUCGUACUUCAGGUACAAUGGGUGGGUUUAUUUAUCCAAAAAUUGAUUUACAAAAACAACCAAAGUUAGCUUCUUAUGCUAAUUCAAAAUUUGCUAUUUCUUGUGGACAUGUUUGCCUUGAUAAAAAAGAAGAUAAUAUUGAAUAUCCUCACGUUUCUUCUCCGCUGGCGGUUUUGGUGAAUUUAUAUAAACAAGCUCUUAAAAAUCAAUAUCAAAAAUUUUCUUCAAAUGAUGAUAUUACCAUGAAAGAAGCUAGAAACGCUUAUGGGUCAGCUUUAAAUCAAUUAGAUGAUAAUUUCCCAUUAAGAAAAAUCAAAGUUCAUGAUUCGAAAUCAAAACAAGAUCGUUUUGAAAUAAGAAAUUUCCCAAAACAUAGAUUUGGUCAAAUAAUUUGGGGUGAAAGAACUUUAAUUAAUGCUAGAAAACUGAAGGAUGGUACUAAGCUUGAAGAAAAAAGAUUAUCAGAUUUAGCAAUCAUUAAAGUUAAUAAAGCUUUGAAUUGUGAUCUGAAUUUCUUGGGUGAUGAUAUCGCUUUUAACGAGUUCGAUCCUUCGCUAAUGUUCGAUAACUUGUAUGUUCGUAAAAUUGUUAACUUAAAUCGUACCCAAAGAGAGUUUAAUAUGGAUAAUUUAAAUGAUGUUGAUUCUUCUGUUUCUUCAUUUAAUUCUCAAACUAAUUAUGGUAUACCAGUAUUUAAAUAUGGUUCAACAACCAAAUUCACCCAAGGUAAUCUUAAUGGUAUUAAAAUGGUUUAUUGGCUAGAUGGAGCAAUCCAUUCUUCAGAAUUUGUGGUUAAUUCAAUUGAUAAAAAUAGUGCUUUUGCCGCAGGCGGUGAUUCCGGCUCUUGGAUUUUAUCAAAAUUAGAAGAUAUUCCAAGUGUAUCGGAGAAUAAAGGUUUAGGUGUACUUGGUAUGUUACAUUCUUAUGAUGGAGAGUUUAAACAAUUUGGUUUAUUUACCCCUAUGCAUGAAAUUUUGGAUCGUUUACAAGAAGUCACCAAAAUUGAAUGGGGGGUCGUUGGUGUAAAUGAAAAACACGACGAUGAAAGUAUCGCUAGUGUUGAUUCAGAUGAAGAUACUGGAUUUGCAAGUGGAAGUGAUGCUGGGGAUGAUGAUUAUGAAAGUGGUAUGGAGGAUUUUGAUGGCUCAAAUCCUCCAGACGUGGAUUAA